GCUGUUGGGCAGAAUCGAUGACAGAAGAAAGGAACAAUUUGUCCCACCGGCGUUUUAUUUAGCAGCAGAAGGUCGUUCGCAGCUGGCAGCAGUUUGGCAAUAUUUAUAGCCAGAAAGUGACGUAAAUAAUUUAACUUUGUUUGAAGUUUGGAACUCGACGCGUGGAGUAAUGUGAGUAUUACGUAAAAAAAAAAACAGCGGAACGUAACCAUACGUCGUGAUUGGUUGGGCUGUUGGAAAUCUUGCUAGCUAACGUUAGCAGCUGACUGCCGUAACUAACGAUAGUUACGCUCGCAGUUCGGAAAGCGGCUGUGCUAACGCUACUUGUUCAUUAAUAUACCCGCACCGAAGCAGCGUGCAGGUUGGACUGGACCCUUGAAUCUCUGUGCCCUCGGUCUUAAAGCAGACCCCGGGCUAGCUCGACAGACCCAGGAUCUCCCUCUCUUGAAGCGGAGAGGCUGACUUGAUGGCAGCCUCGACCGGUGCCCGGAGAUUACCCAUGGGUGUUCGGACGUUCAGUGACUUUCUCCAGAUCGCCACUGUGGGAUCCCCUCGCUCGUGUCGCACGGCGGUGCAAAGAGGAUGCCUGCGACAAAACAUCAGACACUUGUCGUCAUGUGGCAUUUUGAUGACAAGAAGUCCCAGGGUGCUUUGCCUUCAAGAUUGUGACACAAUGACAGCGGUUUCCCAAAGCAGAAGCUUCAUCAGCCUCACCAACAAAAGGAAGGAGUACUCUGAACGUAGAAUACUUGGGUAUUCUAUGCAGGAAAUGUAUGAUGUUGUGGCCAACGUUGACGAGUACAAGCACUUUGUGCCUUGGUGUAAGAAGUCCCAGACCAUCAUGAAAAGAGCAGGUCACUCCAAAGCCCAGCUUGAAGUGGGAUUUCCUCCAGUAGUGGAAAGAUACACAUCUAUGAUCACUAAUGUUAGACCUCAUCUAGUCAAAGCAGUGUGUACAGAUGGAAAGCUCUUCAAUCACCUGGAGACGAUAUGGCGCUUUAGUCCUGGCAUUCCCGGUUACCCUCGUACCUGCACCGUAGACUUUUCUAUAUCCUUCGAGUUCCGCUCUUUGCUGCACUCACAGUUAGCCACCAUGUUCUUCGAUGAAGUGGUAAAGCAGAAUGUUGCUGCAUUCGAGCGGCGAGCCGGCAAGCUUUACGGCCCAGAGACUCGCAUCCCACGAGAGCUGAUGUUUCAUGAGGUGCAUCAGACGUGAUCUCAGCAACUAUCCUUGUUUAGCAGAAAGAACAGUAAGUCAUCGCAGCAUUGUUACAUUAUGCUGGACACUCAGUUAUUACUUUAAACUUAAACUUCGGUUUUUCUAUAAGACACAGUCCCUUUUGCCGAAGCAGUUGUCUCACUGUAACUUGAGGUUACUACUAUCAAGUGAACUUCAGCUCUAAUAUAUUGGGAAAGCACAUUCUUUGCUUUUACACUUAGCAUUGACUUCAUUUCAAAUGGAAAUAGUAAUAUAUAGUUUGAAAUAAAGUACUGGUAUUGCUGCAAAAUAAUAUUGCUUUUAGUUCUUUAAUUUAUUCAGCAGCACUUUUCAACCAGUUUUAUAGGGGUUCAUAUUGACAGUGCCAUGCUAUAAGAGCAUUAUUGUAGGUUAGUAUGAAGUGCAAAGGAGGAAAAUUAGCUGUGGCCUCAGUAUGCUAGGAUUUGAGAAAUGUCACUUUAACUUGGAUGCUGUGAGGAUUGGGCUUUAGAACGUUAAAAAAGAAAAAUUAGCAUAGUAGUUUUAAUAAUGCCUUGUUUUACAGCCCAGCACUAGUAUCAGUCAGUAAAGGUGGGGAAAUAAGAAUUAGCACAACCAAGAACCCCUGUUGAAACUGAAAAAUCUGCAGUACUGUAAAAGGUAUCACAAAGAAUGUAAGAAGAGUACAAUGUUACACUCAAAUUGUCUUUAUGAUCGAUUAAAAACAAAAGAAGAAUUGGAAAUUAAAGAUGGCUUCUUGUGAUUUGAAUGUGGCUUAUAUUGUAAUUGGAUCAAAAAUAAAUAAACAUUGCCAUGUUAUGUGGAUUCUAACUGUUAGGAGUCAGUUUAGGUUAUAGUUUAAAAAAUGUAGGUGUGUCCUUGCUUAGUGGGCUGUUUUGUGUUUAGAUUGUUUGAAGGUGAUCCGGAGGAUGAAACACUCAAGUCAUCUAUCUAUAAAUUGUAGCGGUGGGCUGUAGAAUAAAACAUUACUUAUUUAUCAAUGAGUUUCAUGCUUAUUUGUUGACAUUUCGGCUUAUCUUUACACACAUUUUGAUGCAUGGAUAUAAGUAACAAAGGCAAAUAUAUUUGUAGCAUUUAUGUGUUGCAUUGUCAGGACUUGACUUAAAUUUAAAAUCAAGCAGCCCCUUCACAGUAUUCUGUGAUAAAGGGCUAUUAAAGGUAACUGAUUGUAUUUUGCUACAUUUUAAAGGUGACUCGUAAGUUGCUAAAGAAGUAAUUUAGUGUGACCUUCUCUGUGAAAAAUGUUUCAUUUUGUCCAAAUGGUCCAGUAAACCUAAAAGGUUUUUUCGUAUUUUUGUGAAACUGAAGUAUGUUGUUUUAUUUUUGGUUAGUAAAGUGAUUUGGGAAUUGAGGAAAAAUGAGUCAUCAAAACCCAAUACAGGCGUAUUCAGUCUGAGAAUCACUGUUACUAUUUAAAAAA
This is a messenger RNA of Pundamilia nyererei, 2639 nucleotides long. RefSeq names its product coenzyme Q10A (gene coq10a). The record is from RefSeq and is a predicted model, not a curated record. Bases 467 to 1216 code for a protein of 249 amino acids. Lineage: Eukaryota; Metazoa; Chordata; Actinopteri; Cichliformes; Cichlidae. The transcript has 6 exons. Gene Ontology annotation, cellular component: mitochondrion. Gene Ontology annotation, molecular function: ubiquinone binding. Gene Ontology annotation, biological process: cellular respiration.